AUGACCACAGUUGACCUCGGCACCGUAUUCAAAGGAAGCCCAAGCGGCAGACUCAUUGAGACCAAGGGAGGUUCGCGCACACUUCGUGCGAACGAUGUCGUGAUCGACAUUGCGUACUCGGGUGUGUGUGGUACCGAUCUGCAUUAUCGUAAGGCCGACAUGGUUUUGGGUCAUGAAGGUGUCGGUGUUGUUUCGCAGGUCGGCCCAGAGGUCAAGGCAGUGAAGGUCGGUGAUCGUGUCGGAUGGGGCUACAACCACAAGUCUUGUGGAUACUGUAACGAAUGCUGGGAUGGCUUCGACACACUUUGCCCUGAGCGUACUAUGUACGGUGUCGCUGACUUGGACAUCGGUAGUUUCGGCGAUCGUGCUGUGAUUGAUGCUGACUAUGUGCACAAGAUCCCUGACGCAAUCGAUCUGCGUGAUGCCGGCCCAUUUCAAUGCGGUGGUGCUACCGUCUACUCUGCCAUGGUCCACUCGGGCAUUCAACCUAACCAGCGAGUGGGUGUCUUGGGUCUGGGUGGUCUGGGUCACUUGGCUGUGCAAUACCUUGCGAAGAUGGGCUGUGAUGUGGUUGUGUUCAGCGGUACCAAUAGCAAGCGCGAGCAAGCUAUGCAGCUUGGUGCUCAUGAGUUUGUGGCAUCAAAGGAGAAUCCGAAGUUCGAAAACGUAAAGCCGAUCCGCCACUUGCUAGUGACUACAAGCUUCCAGCCUGACUGGCCGCUCUACUUCAAUAUUAUGGAACCGAACGGCCACAUUGUGCCACUCACCCUUCGAUGA
This is a messenger RNA of Malassezia globosa CBS 7966, 777 nucleotides long. RefSeq lists its product as uncharacterized. Gene Ontology annotation, biological process: alcohol metabolic process. Gene Ontology annotation, molecular function: zinc ion binding; alcohol dehydrogenase (NADP+) activity. The record is from RefSeq and is a predicted model, not a curated record. Lineage: Eukaryota; Fungi; Basidiomycota; Malasseziomycetes; Malasseziales; Malasseziaceae.